Messenger RNA from Tachyglossus aculeatus (Australian echidna), 2295 nucleotides. RefSeq names its product nucleolus and neural progenitor protein (gene RMP64). The coding region runs from base 92 to 1762 and encodes 556 amino acids. NCBI's taxonomy places the organism in Eukaryota, Metazoa, Chordata, Mammalia, Monotremata, Tachyglossidae. Gene Ontology annotation, biological process: positive regulation of Notch signaling pathway. Gene Ontology annotation, cellular component: nucleus. The record is from RefSeq and is a predicted model, not a curated record. The transcript is spliced from 9 exons.
GCUAGCUCGCUCGCCCGCCCGCCCUUCCGGCCUGCUCUGGCUGGCUCUCCCGACCCCUGACCUCUGACCUUUGACCCCUGACCCUUCGGCGAUGGCGGCCUCGGCGUCGGCGGCCUGGAACCGCGUGCGGAUCCCGAGCUCGGGGUCCAUCAGCACGGUGCCCGUCCGCGCCGGGACCGCUCACGCAGCAGCGAAGUGCCUGGCGUCCGUCAGCCGGGAGAGCGACCGCGUCCUGAAGGUCCUGAGCAGCCCAGCCUUGGAGGCGGAGAGCCUCCUGCUGCGGGCCGUGCUCUACAGCCACCACCACAGGAUGGGCCGGCACAAGCCCCACCUGGCCCUCAAGCAGGUUGAGCAGUGCUUGAAGCGUUUAGAGUCUAUGAGGUUGGUGAGCUCCAUCGGAGACCUGUCUGCGUUGUGCACCGAGGACAAUCCGUCCAGAAACGCGGCCGAGUGUAUCGUCCCCAGCCAGCCGGUGGUGGAACUGGCGCUGAUGAAGAUUCUGGGAGCCUGCAAGCUGGUUCUCCGCCUUCUCGACUGUUGCUGUAAAACAUUCCUACUGUUCGUUAAGCAUCUCUGCGUACGCGAAUUUCUCGUCUUAAACCUGGUGGUGGCCGGAUUGGUGAGCAGAUUAUGGGUGCUGUUCAGGGCCGUGUUGAAGAAGCUGACCUGGCUGUACGAGCCGCUGCUGGAGUUGCUUCUCAAGUCGUCCGAGGCCCGGCCCAUGCCGUACUUCCAGGACUUCCACUUCCCCCUGCGGAUCGCCGAGUUCCUCGGGCCGGCCUACGCCGAAGUGCUGAACCAACAGCCCCCAAGAGCCCUGGCCGGCAAGGGUGUGACGAGACUGCUGAAUAAGCUGUUUCCCGCUCAGCGGGGCUUGGCUACUCCCGGGGAGGAAGCGGAAGCGGGACCCAAAGUUCUCCCGAGGCCCGAGCCGGAGAAACAGGGGAGCCACGUGGAUCUCGGCCGGCCGGUGCCAGCGAGGGGGGCUUCGAGGGAGAAGUUAAUGAAACUUGACGUGAAGACUUUGUGCAGGCCACCGAAACCCAAGACGGCAGAGGUCCAGGUGCCUUCCCAAGUGGCUGACGAUAUUCCCCAGGAUAUACCGUUUAAGACCAAACGUCCUGCUUCCGACGCCCGAUCUACCAGAACUUCUUCAUCCGGCCAGUCAGCGAAGUCCUUGGGUGGCACGGCCCUGGUGUCGCGACUUCGAGAGGCCCAGUGUUUCGCGCAGCUGUCGGAAGUGCUCCGGACGGCCGUCGUCUGGUGCAGGAGCCAGAAGCGCCCAGCCGAGGCCGUCUUUCUGGGAAACAAGCUCCUGAAAAGCAACCGAUUAAAGCAUGUGGAAGCUCAGGGAUACAGCUUACCGAAGAAGUUGAACUGUAUGAAGACUUCUGUCUGCAACCGCCUCCUCCGGGCCUUAGGGAAGAAAGCUCCUAGGCGGCAGCAGAUGCCACCCAGUUCCCAGACUCCAUCCGAGCAGAGGCCGGGGAGCAUCCGGAGAAAGCCGGUCCGUGCCGUCUUAAAGGAAAUCCGGCCGGACCCCGAGCAGACCGAGAGUCCCGUCUCCGGCCCCUGCGUUGAGAGGAGCGUUUCGCCUGCCUCGGCUGAAAAAACCGAGUUCCCGCCCUUGCUCCGCCUCUGCGCGGGGAACGGAACUCCUAAAUCCUCCGCGUCAAGUGGGGCCAAGCAGACCUCUGCCGCGGCUUAUGCCAGCAGGGAGAGGGAUGACAUCGAUGAUAUCUUUUCGUCAAUCGGGCUCUGAUGAAGGAAGAGGAUGCUUCGGGAAGAAGGUGGGGUUGGGAGGUUCCCUCCCUCCUCCGCGAUCCUGUUGGGGCAGAGCCGGACUGCACCCUAGGAGUCCAAAACACUGACCUCUCAAAGGGAUGCCGAGGCCCAAAGCCCGGACCGGGCUGUGCCAAGCCGGCUUUGAUCGAACCCUGUCCCCCUGAAACCUUCGGGCAACUCCGGGCCUGUGGCAGGGAGACGGGGAUGGGGUGUCACCUAUGCCGUACCCUCGUAACACCCUCUGGGAUGUAUCCUCUGGGACCCGGGGGAGGAGGGGGGGGACAACACGGUGCCGCGGUUCUGCCACGGACUUGGACUGCGUUGGAGCCUGGGGCGAUAAAAACAACUAUGGUGUUUGAAAAGCCUUUUCUGCGUGCCCAACACGUUACUAAGCACGGGGGUAGAGGCGAUUUAAAUGUACUGAGCACAGUUCAAACAAGAGGUGGAACGGGGAUGCUUCUGCCUCCCUCGAGGGGCAGUUGGGAGGCCAAUUAAAGCGCUCAAAAUAUU